AGUUGAAUCUCUCAGAGAGAUUUUAUUUUUUAAAAAAAGUUGGAACCAAGAUGCGUAGAUUACAUGGUGUUGGCAUAUGCUUAUUAAAAUUUUCGAGUAUAAAAAUCGUUCCUGUAACUGUCAUUCAGGUGUCUCUUUCACUCUGUAAACUGUGGUGUCGCUAAAUUAAACUUAAUCAAUUUUUCCAUUUCUGACAAGUGAAUGAUAAUUGUAACGAUGAAUUUCCUCAGACUGAUCUUCUCUAUAGUUAUUAUGUUUAUAAGUGCUUCAUAUUGCCAAACAGACAUGCUGAAGUAUACAAAGAGAAAAUAUUGUGGAGAUAACUUAUCAAAAACACUAUCCAUAGUUUGUAAAGGAAAUUACAACACAUUAACAAAGAAAUCAGAUGUUAUAGAGAAAAAAGGCUAUUGGUCUCCAAUUUUCAAUCCCGAAUACGAGGAAACCAGGUUUCCAUUCACAAGAAAAUCGAGAGCUGUUUCAAUGAUGAAAUUCUAUCAAAGAAGAAGAAAAAGGGGUGUAUUCAAUGAAUGUUGCGAAAAGGCCUGUUCACAUAGAGAACUCUCAUAUUAUUGCGGUCACUGAGAAAACUUUAGAACAACUUGAAAGGAUAACUGGACAUAGAGAAGGAUUAUGUGGACAAUCUAAUUAAUUUUCUUGAGAACAUGAAAAAUGUGUAUUUUCAUGUUAUUAUGAAAUAACGGAAGAGAUAUUCAGAAAUGAGAAAACAAGAUAAAUGAUUUCCUAAACGUUUCCUAAAUGGAAGGACACAGACAUCGAAAUGAAACUUCAAAUAGAACGAAGAAUUAUAAGAAGUAGUUUCAAAUAAUUUUUAAUAAAUGCAACAUACCAUUUCAUCCGACUUGAAUAGGUUGAAAUCGAAUGAAUUGAUAUAUGUUUGAUUGAAAACUGCUUUUGUGAACCAGUGGAAUAUGUAUAUUAUUGUUCCCAAUAAGAGAACUUGAACUUGUUCUUUUGAUGGGAACAACAACAAAAAUUUUAUGAGAUAUGGAAAAUGAUGGAGCAGAAUCUAGAUUAAUCUAUUAGAAAGAAUAUAUUGACUUACCGAAAUUGACUAAAUUUCAUGAGUUUGAAAAUAUAUUCUUAGUAUUAUUGUCGUUCAUUGAAAUGUGUGAUUUGACCACUUCGAUGGGAUCAUCAUCUUUCUGU
Messenger RNA from Harmonia axyridis, 1167 nucleotides. RefSeq names its product LIRP-like. NCBI's taxonomy places the organism in Eukaryota, Metazoa, Arthropoda, Insecta, Coleoptera, Coccinellidae. Gene Ontology annotation, molecular function: hormone activity. The record is from RefSeq and is a predicted model, not a curated record. Gene Ontology annotation, cellular component: extracellular region. Bases 202 to 582 code for a protein of 126 amino acids. The transcript has 3 exons.